Molecule: messenger RNA, 388 nt
Organism: Durusdinium trenchii
Lineage: Eukaryota; Dinophyceae; Suessiales; Symbiodiniaceae
Source: the annotation of a GenBank genome assembly
GUCGGACGGCUGGUGGAAAGCGGAGGUCUCCGAGGUCACGCCUGAGAAGGUGAAGGUGACCUUCGACACCUGGGGCCGCGAGCAUGAUGAGUGGAUUGCACGGGACAGCCAGCGCCUCCGCUGGGCCUUGCCGACCGACCAGCGAGCCGCGGCGGAGGACGGCAUCGCUGCACCGGCUAGCACUCGAGAUCGGGCAUACGUGCCAAAGCCUUUCAACCCUGAGAAGGAGUUCCAAAAAAGACAGCUGCGGGUCCGCGAAAAGAUUGCGGCCAUGCAGAAGACGAAGUUGGGCUUCGUGGACGCACCUCUGGCUGCCAAGAUGGACUUGAAGGGAGAGGCCAUGCCACCCACCGGAAACGCCCAACUCCAGCGCUCGGAGCUCAGGUGA